Messenger RNA from Nomia melanderi (Alkali bee), 789 nucleotides. RefSeq names its product large ribosomal subunit protein mL62. The record is from RefSeq and is a predicted model, not a curated record. Gene Ontology annotation, biological process: mitochondrial translational termination. Gene Ontology annotation, cellular component: mitochondrial large ribosomal subunit. Lineage: Eukaryota; Metazoa; Arthropoda; Insecta; Hymenoptera; Halictidae. Gene Ontology annotation, molecular function: translation release factor activity, codon nonspecific; peptidyl-tRNA hydrolase activity.
GAUGCUACAGAUACCUACCUAACUUCGCAAAGUUCCAUAUAAUGUUCGUUCUAUCUUAAACUUAUCUAUGGUGUGAAUGUGUUUAUGAAAUAUAAUAAACAACAAAAUGAAUAUUGUUGGGAGACAAUGUCUUAGAAUUUUUCAGCAUGACGUGACACAACAAAAUCAUUUCUGUUUUCUUAGGAGAGCACUUACAUAUAAAAGUGCCUUAUCUCUAGACAAAAUAUAUCCUACGAGUAACCUAAAACUGUACACACCAGCUUUCGUUCCUGAAGAUCCAAAUGCGAAAUUCAGUGGUUACAUACCUAUCGAAGAACUGAAAAUAACAUACAGUUGUAGUAGUGGACCUGGAGGACAACAUGUUAAUCGUACAAAUACUAAAGUAGAUCUUAGAUUCCAAGUAAAAAAUGCUACAUGGUUGUCUGAGGAAAUAAAAGAAAAAUUAUUGGAGAAGUACCAGAACAGAAUAUCCAAGGAUGGUUAUUUUAUAGUUAAGUCAGAAUUAACAAGGUCUCAACAUCUGAAUCUAGCAGACGCUCUAGAGAAAUUAAGAACAAUGAUCAGAGAAGUUAUAAAACCUCCACCAGAGAUAUCUCCUGAAACUGCAGAACUUAAGCGAAAACGACUACUGGCUGCAGCAAGGAAACGAGUUCACGAGAAACGAAUGAAAUCUGAACAUAAAUCGCGACCCAGUGCGCAUGAUGCAGAUUUCUAAUUAUUACCCAUUGUUGUAUUAUAUACCAUAUAUAGAAUAAUAUUGUUGAAAUAAAGGGAAUCAUAAUAAAAAAU